Messenger RNA from Cydia splendana, 588 nucleotides. RefSeq lists its product as uncharacterized. The record is from RefSeq and is a predicted model, not a curated record. Bases 1 to 588 code for a protein of 195 amino acids. The transcript has a single exon. Lineage: Eukaryota; Metazoa; Arthropoda; Insecta; Lepidoptera; Tortricidae.
AUGUCUCAAGAAUUACCUGGUUUAAUAGCCGAGCAAGAAAAUAUUUGUGGACUAAUUCUGAAAGCGCAAGCGAACUUCAAGAAAACACCAAAAGCGAGAUUAACAAGAGGGUACAUCAAGACGCGAAAAGAAUCCAUAGAACAAUAUUUUAGUCAGUUCGUAGAAAACAAUCGAGCCUUGAUAAAAAUAUCAACAUCGUCAGACAAAGCGAAGUACGAAUAUUUCAAAGACGAUGUAUAUUCAGCAUGCGAGGAAAUGUUCCUAGAUUUGAAAGCAGAGAUGACAGAUAUGCUUGAAGGUUCGACGACGGGUUGUACGAGCAGCAUUAAUCCAACACCAAGCACAAGCAGGGACGACGUGAAGCUACCGAAAAUAGGUAUAGCGAAGUUUACCGGUAACUAUCAAGAUUGGACUUCGUUUUACGACAUGUUUACGUCACUCAUACACAACAAACAGAACUUGAGCAGCGUCCAAAAGAUGCAUUAUUUAAAAAGCUACUUGUCUGGAGAACCUGCUCAACUGUUGGAUCACCUAGCCGUCACUGAAACAAACUACGAAUUGGCAUGGCUCACGCUGCAGAACAGGUAA